UCUUAGCAAGAACAUCUCUUGAUUAAAUAGAUACUUACGAUUUGCGACGGAAUAUGUCUGAGUCGCGCAGGAUGCCCACAAGACAGUCGGCAAGACUGGCUACUUUCAUUGAUUUAAAACCAAGACCACCAAUUAAGAGGAAGAGGAAAGUCGACAGUGCUUCAGUCACAGCAACCAAUGGGAUUAAGGACCAAGAGGACGCGCCUUCGGACUCUGAGGCGUCCCCUGAGAAGGUCAGUAAGCUGGAAGAUGGAGAGUCUGGAGACACUGUUAAGAAGACUGAGGAGAUGGACGUAGAUGAGGGAUCAGACGAGGACCAGGACAUGAGUUCAGAGGAAGAGCAUGAAGAACCUGUGCCUCAUACACGAUGUCCGUCUGUCAAACUUCACUCAGGGGCAGUAAAUACCCCUAGAAGUCUCAUAGUCAAAAGUGAGGAGACAGAGGAGAUACAAAUGCUUUUGAAGAGAGACAGGACAACUCAGCGCACGGCGAUGGACAAUAAAGAGUCUAAACCCAAAAAAGAGUAUUUUAAAGGAAGUAGCGAGUCCUACAAUUCACAUGUCAGCUCCCAUCCUCCCUCGCUGCCUGUGCGGAGCAGCAUUCACGGGUACCACCAAAAGAUGAGGGAAGAAAGCAAAGUUCAUUUUCCCAGGGACAAACUGUUGACUGGCGGUCAAACCACCUGGCAAAAUAACGUUAUGCACAGAAACAAGCAACAGUCCCGGCAGCAAAGAGAACAAGUAGCGCAGAAGAGACCGGAGGUUAAGAAAGCAGCUCCUACACCCUCCUCAACAGGGUGUUUGUGGAAGCUGUUGGUCCUCUUAAAGUGGGCUGUGUUUUUGCUUGUCUCGCUGGUUUUGGUGGUUCUGGGUUACCCUACGUUUAAGGAAUUAUCUGUGCUGACCAGAGCCGCGCUCGCCAGGGCCGUGCCCGCUCCUAAAAGUACGAACGCCGGUGAGGUUUUCGAGGCCCGACUGCAAGCGCUGGAGCUUCGGUUCCCCAGUCAGCAUGCAGAACUGUGGAGGAGGAGCAAGAUCCAUCUAAACCAGCACCUCAAGAACGAUCAUCCCACCGAACCCGUGAGUCUGAUUCUGACCUCAGGUCGCGCUGCCGAGAAAACAGUGGGUUGCCUUGCCCGCGGGUUGGCAUCAGCCUACUCCGCCGCCCGUAACGCCUCUACUUUCAAUCUCGACGGCGCCAGCAUGGCAGGGCAGGACAGCGACCAGGUAAAACUGGACAUCGACACGGAGCUGAGGAAAGCUUUCGACGGCAGUAGCCCGGCCGCCGUCAUCCACCGUUUCGAAGAGAUACCCCCGGGAGCCACACUCAUCUUCUAUCGCUAUUGUGACCACGAGAACGCCGCCUAUAAAAACGUCUUCCUGGCCUUUACCGUGCUGCUUGGAACGGACACCCUGGGGCCGGGACACAGCCUAAGCGAAGUGGAGCAGAUGGUACAGGAACAUAUAAAAGAUAAGUUCAUUCCCUCAGACAGCCCCACAACAUUUAACCAGAUGGACAUCGACAAGCUGAGUGGACUCUGGAGUCGGAUCUCUCACCUCGUACUGCCUGUGGCAGCAGAGGAGCCAAUCGAACAGCAGGGCUGUCCAGACCUGUGAGAACAAUAUGAAGGUGAGGAACAGGACAAUGAUGUCACAAUGAGGCUGAAGCUGAUUGGCUGUGGAGACUGAGAUAGACUCAAGGGGUUCAUCAUAUGGGCCAGUCAUUCAGCUGCACUGGGUCAUAUUCUCACCUGUACAGUUCUGAGGUUUUAAAUCCAGUAUACAGUUGAUGAUACCCAUCUCUGCCAAUUUUGGG
Chanos chanos (milkfish) is the source of this 1815-nucleotide messenger RNA. RefSeq names its product torsin-1A-interacting protein 2. Gene Ontology annotation, molecular function: ATPase activator activity. Gene Ontology annotation, cellular component: membrane. Gene Ontology annotation, biological process: membrane organization. The record is from RefSeq and is a predicted model, not a curated record. The transcript has 8 exons. NCBI's taxonomy places the organism in Eukaryota, Metazoa, Chordata, Actinopteri, Gonorynchiformes, Chanidae. Bases 54 to 1616 code for a protein of 520 amino acids.